AUGCGAACGAGCAUGAGCUUUCCCGAAGACGGCCUUUGCGACUACGUCUUCUUCGACUCCAUCGACAAGGUGGACGGCAGCAUGCCGUUGAUGGAUCCGUCGCAGGGCAGCUUCGUUCGCUUCUUGAUGGCUGCCGCACAACAAGACGCAACAGACUACGGAGUGGGUUUCGACUACGAGAACCGUGAGAACACGAACCAGGUAUUGGCGUCGCCUGACGGAAAAGCUCUGCUGCGGAAUCUGUUCGAUCGCGGUGUGUCCCAUUUUGGCUACGUCAACACGCCUGUGCACGAUUACGGCCCAGAAGAGCUUCAAACACUGCUAGAAAUACUCAAGAUCGUGUCUGCGCUGAUGCACCGGCAGAAAGAUCCGGUAGUGUUCACGGCGCUAGCCACGAAAAUGUACACGCCGGCUUGGACCGCAGAGACGGCAUCUCUUUUCAAGGAUCAUAAACCUGCAGGAAGUCGUAUUGGGGCAACAUAUGGACAUAGCGAGGAAGUGAGGCUGUUUGUGAUCAAUGUCUUCAAGUCUUCCCCCGCAUGUUUACCAAUAGCACCUCACGACUUCAAUGUUCCACACUAUCGCAGGAAGAUAUAUACUCCGGACAUUGUGGUUUCCAUUGCACACUACUUUGUCGAGGAUAAGAACUUCGAGGGCGGCCUGAUUGUUCCGCCAACACUGCUGGAUUCUCCGUCCGACAUAUAUUUCCACAAUUUGGGGGCGGCACAUGGCAGUGUUGAGGGCUUGGCGCGUAGCGGCAUCAUCGCGAGCCUGGCCGUGUCGGUUGCCAUGUUCGGCCGCUGGUACCGGCCGCUCUACCCGGACCCGCAGGUCGAGGACCGGCCGGGCAACUACUCUCUGCUGUCGCUGUGCUCGGACAUGCCGGGACCACAGCUUGGCAGCGUCGUAGAGGUCUGCAAGAACCUGAGCUACGCCAGUACCUACCACGAUAGCGAGCUUCACGCUGAGGUUGCGUACAACAAGGGUCUUGGAAGGCUCUUCACCUACGACGACGACGAGUCUUUUCGUCAAAAGCUUUGCUUGUCGAAGCGCAACCACACUGGCGUGCAGUAUGGAGUAGCGGCCUACAACCUCGAGAAGGAGGACACCGAGAACGCUUGUGGACAAGGCAGCUUCGCUAGGUUGCGCACCCUAAGGAAGUUGGUCGACUUCUUCAAGGACUCCUUUUCCUCACCCAACCUUCUUGAGGAAUGUCUCGAAAAAUCAUUCACCCCACCAGUGAAAGUGCCCCCGCCACCGAUGCCGUUGAUCUGCACCGUGGGCGAUGGACUCAAGCUCUCCAUGAUUUUUCCUGACGACGGCCUCUGCGACUACACCUUCUUCGACUCGCUCGAGAAACAGCGAGGUGCGACCCUGGCCGGUCCGUACACGGACGUCUUGAAACGCUUCCUUGAUGCCUCAUCGAAAAGCGUUAAAACGCAAUACGGAGCAGGAUUUGACUACGUGAAUAGCCGGCGUGUCAAGGACCUUCUCUCCAUGCAAGACACGAUCCCUCACCUUGACAGCCUCUGGAAUCGGGGCGUGUCCCACUACGGUGUGGUGAACACACAGGUGUACAGUUUUAGCAGUGAGAAACUGGAUGAACUUCUGUCGAUCCUGGAGGCACUGUCACAAAUCAUGGACGAGAAAAGCAGAGUGGUACGCCCAAGCUACACCAUCCUGGCAACUCCUGUAAUGCCGGGACCAUGGACCGAAAUGAUCACCGAUCGCUUCAAGAGAAUCUACGCGCCCGACAUCGUCGUGUCACUGAGCCACUACUCCUACGAGGACCGGGACCUGGCCGACUGCGUCAUGGUUCCGCCCACGUUUCUGAAGCCACCGCCCGCGCAUGACUACAUUUACAGCAUGGAGACGGCGCACGAAAGCAUCCGGGUCCUGUUGUCAAGUGGCGUGAACGCAUCCAUGGCCGUGUCUGUGGCCAUGUUCGGCCGGUGGUACAAGCCCCUGCACCCAGAUCCCGAAGUCAAGGACAGGCCGGGAAACUACUCGCUGUUCGAAAGCUGCGACUACAUACCCGAGACACAGCUGGGCUUCGUCUCGAAGGUGUGCAGGGAUCCGAGGUACCGGCACACCUUUUACGACCACGCCCUCCACGCGCGUGUCACGUACAACAAGGCUGCGGAGAGGCUGUUCGUCUACGACGACGAGCAAUCACUGCGCUACAAGCUGUGUCUGUCACGCGCCCAGUACAGCACAAUCAAGUACGGCGUCGCCGUGUACAACCUCGAGUACGCCGACGACGAGAACUCCUGCGGGAACGGCAUCUACUCGCGCCUGAGGACCGUCCGCCAGUUGCUCUCCUUCUUCCAGGACAACUUCACGUCACCGAGCGACGCAGACCGCUGUGAGUGCUGUCUGACUGCGACGAUAUGGUAA
Dermacentor andersoni is the source of this 2397-nucleotide messenger RNA. The record is from RefSeq and is a predicted model, not a curated record. NCBI's taxonomy places the organism in Eukaryota, Metazoa, Arthropoda, Arachnida, Ixodida, Ixodidae.